Ananas comosus (pineapple) is the source of this 2404-nucleotide messenger RNA. RefSeq names its product serine/threonine protein phosphatase 2A 57 kDa regulatory subunit B' iota isoform-like. Gene Ontology annotation, biological process: signal transduction. Gene Ontology annotation, cellular component: protein phosphatase type 2A complex. The transcript has 2 exons. The record is from RefSeq and is a predicted model, not a curated record. Lineage: Eukaryota; Viridiplantae; Streptophyta; Magnoliopsida; Poales; Bromeliaceae. The coding region runs from base 574 to 2151 and encodes 525 amino acids. Gene Ontology annotation, molecular function: protein phosphatase regulator activity.
CGCCUCUCUCUCUGUCUCUGUCUCUCUCUCUCUCUCUCCCUCUCUCUCUUCUCCGAAGGGCGAUCGAAGCUCUCCAAUUUGAUUGAUCGCAUGAAUGGAAAUGUGUGAUCGAAUCCUUUUAUAGCGGUUGAAUCUGUAAAUUUUUUUGGUGGAGAUCUCGUCGUUUGGGGGUAAUUUUGAGGAUGGAACCCUCAGAUCCGUGUUGUUUCCGCAGUUUCUAGGGUUUGUACUUUGUAGCUGCUUCUUUUUCUCCAAUUUACGCCCUUUUUUUCUUUUUUGGUAGUAGACGAUUCUCAGAUUUAGCGAUUUGUGUGGUUCCUUAUUUGAUCGUGUUCGUGCGUCGUGUUGAUCGAAGAUCAAGACAUUUCUCACUAUUGAUCUCUGUUACGUUCGUGAAUUUAGGGUUAAAUGCGCGUAAAAAGGAGUUUUUUUGGCUAAUCUAUGCCUCCUUUUUGCCAUUAGGUUUAGGCUUUUCGUAAGGUUGAGAAUUCUUUGCUUUUACUUUGUUCCCAUUCAUUUGAAAAAGCAAACCGAUGACCUUGAUUUGAGCCUUCUACUUUCUAAUUGGUCAACAUGUGGAAGCAAAUCUUUAGCAAGUUGCCGCGUAAAUCAUCUUCAUCUUCGUCAAAGUCCGAAUCAGCUUCCGAGCCCGGUCGGAGCUAUCCUCACAGCAAUGGCCGGACUGGUAGCGGCAAUGUGGGUCCGGCCCGAGCAUCCAUGUCGAAGCGGACCUCGUCUGUCUUUCCCUCGAGCAUCGUAGUUGGUAUUGAGCCCCUGGUUUCUCUCAAGGAUGUACCCAACUCUGAUAAGCAAAGCCUUUUUGUCAGCAAGUUGAAUCUCUGCUGCGUAGUUUUUGAUUUUUCAGACCCCGAUAAGAACUCUUCUGAGAAGGGCAUCAAGAGGCAGAUUCUCACAGAUCUUAUAGACUACAUAAACGCUGGAUGUUCUCGGUUUACUGAGCAGAUGAUUGCUUCUAGCUGUAGGAUGUUCGCAAUUAAUUUGUUCAGGAUUUUUCCGCCGAAUGACCGAUCUAAUUUGUCCGGUGGUGGGGAAACUGAGGAGGAUGAGCCGAUGUUUGAUCCUUCUUGGCCCCAUUUGCAACUUGUUUAUGAUUUACUUCUAAAAUUUGUUGGAUCUUCUUCGCUUGAUGCGAAGAUAGGGAAGAAGUAUGUGGACCACUCAUUUAUCUUGAAGUUGCUCGAUCUCUUUGAUUCUGAAGAUCCAAGAGAAAGGGAUUGUUUGAAAACGAUCUUGCAUAGGAUUUACGGAAAGUUCAUGGUCCAUCGCCCUUUCAUCCGAAAGGCAGUGAGUGAUAUAUUUUAUCGCUUUGCGUUUGAAAUUGACCGGCAUAAUGGGAUAGCAGAGUUACUCGAGGUUUGCGGUAGUGUGAUUAGUGGGUUUGCUUUGCCUUUAAAGGAAGAGCACAAAAUUUUCCUUUUUAGGGCCCUGAUUCCAUUGCACAAGCCAAAGUCAGUUGGUGUUUAUCUACAACAGUUAACAUAUUGUGUGACGCAGUUUAUAGAGAAAGAACCAAAGUUAACUAGUUCAGUCGUUAGAGGGUUGUUGAAAUAUUGGCCUGUGACUAACAGUCAAAAGGAAGUGAUGUUUUUGAGUGAGUUGGAGGAGAUUUUGGAGGCUACCAACAUGGUAGAAUUCCAAAAAUUUAUGGUCCCAUUUUUUCGACGGAUUGGCUAUUGUGUAAACAGUUCCCAUUUCCAGGUAGCCGAACGAGCAUUGUUCUUGUGGAACAACGAUCAAGUGAUCAGCUUGGUAGCUCCAAACCGGGAAACUAUCAUGCCGCUGAUCUUCCCAGCUUUAGAGAGGAACUCUCAGCAACAUUGGAACCAAGCUGUUUUAAAUCUAACGUUCAAUGUGAAAAAGAUGCUCUCCGAGAUGGACGAGGAGCUAUUCUUGUCGUGCCAGAAGAAGUUUGAGGAGGAUGAGCAGAACAGGAUGGUGUCGGAUGAGAGGCGACGAAUAACAUGGGAACGUUUGGAAUCUACUGCUGCCGCCACUGCUGCUUCUACUGCUGCUACCACUGCCACCGCCACCGCCGCCGCUGUUGCUGCAUUUCAACCGGUGACUGUAAACACAGCUGUCCUGGUAACACCUGUAGUGCCUUCCAUUCCUCUAGCUGCUGCUCUUUCUUAGAAGCUCUGGUGCUUCUUUUUUCAGGGUGCCAAACUGCUUCAAUUUUUUUCGUUUUUGUUUGUAACUUCCUGUAUUAUUGUGCUUUUGUUGUUAACUACUAGGGAAUCUGUUGCUGCUCGAAAGUAGGCCGAGUGUUGAUGCUCAUUUUCUUGUAUUAAUUACUGUUUCACUAGAGCCACUUGUCUGUAUUGUCAUUUUCUUCCUAUCACGUAUUGUCCUGUCUAGUAUAGAUUCCGGAAUCUUGGUUUGAUUU